Penicillium malachiteum is the source of this 816-nucleotide messenger RNA. RefSeq names its product HpcH/HpaI aldolase family protein. Gene Ontology annotation, molecular function: aldehyde-lyase activity. The transcript is spliced from 3 exons. The coding region runs from base 1 to 816 and encodes 271 amino acids. Gene Ontology annotation, cellular component: cytoplasm. The record is from RefSeq and is a predicted model, not a curated record. NCBI's taxonomy places the organism in Eukaryota, Fungi, Ascomycota, Eurotiomycetes, Eurotiales, Aspergillaceae.
AUGGACGGGACCAACCGAGUCAAGAGAGUCCUCGGCAUGGGUGAACGGCCUGCUCUAGGAGUCUGGCAGCUCUUACCUGGAAGCAACCUAUCUCGUAUCUUAGCACGAGCUGGAUAUGACUGGGUUCUCGUUGACUGUGAACAUGGAAAUAUUGAUGAUGCUGCAAUGCACGAAGCUAUCCCUGCUAUCACUUCAUACGGAUGUAGUCCAAUCGUCCGAGUUCCAGACUUCCAGUCUUGGAUGAUUAAACGUGCUCUUGAUGCAGGUGCCCAUGGAGUACUCGCACCUCUUGUUCGAACCGUGGAAGAUGUCAAGUCUUUCGUAGAAGCAUCGCGAUUCCCUCCACAAGGUCGCCGAGGUUUUGGCUCUCCAUUCCCCAUGGACCGGUUUGGUCCGCAUGUGACAGCCACUCAGUAUUUGAAGGAAGCAAACGACAAUAUCCUUCUCUCUGUUCAAAUCGAGACUCGUGAAGCUUUGGAGGCAGUCGAUGAGAUUGCAGCUGUUGAUGGACUUGAUCUUUUGUUUGUUGGUCCCUUCGAUCUAGGUAACAAUAUUGGUCAUCCUGUUGAGGGAGAUAGCUUUGCCCCUGAGCUGGAGCAGGCUAUUCAGAAAAUUCUUUCUUCUGCCCAUGCCGCGGGUAAAAAAGCGGGUAUUUUCUGUGGGAAUGGUACUCAGGCAAAGCGGUUCGCGGAUAUGGGAUAUGAUUUCAUGAACGUUAUGACUGAUGUUGGGGCUCUUUCUUCUUCAUUGUCGAGGGAAAUGGAGAUUGUCAACCAAAAAGCUGGCAAUGCUGUUUCGGGGCCAUAUGGAAGCUGA